This is a messenger RNA of Penicillium odoratum, 660 nucleotides long. RefSeq names its product acetyl-CoA synthetase-like protein. The record is from RefSeq and is a predicted model, not a curated record. Bases 1 to 660 code for a protein of 219 amino acids. The transcript is spliced from 3 exons. Lineage: Eukaryota; Fungi; Ascomycota; Eurotiomycetes; Eurotiales; Aspergillaceae.
AUGCCUACGCUAGGCAUGUAUGAUGUAUUAUUUGCUGCAGGUAUCGUUUCGCUCCAAGUGAUCCAGCUGGCGCGGACUCUUCGCAUCAGUCUAGCGGCAGCCGGUGUACAGUUCAGCGAAGCCGCACUUGAGCCGCUCGCGGAGCUCGCGUGCACCCUGGUGUCGUCUUCCUCUGCCGCAGCUGUCACUGAUGAGACUGCAGUCUGCCGCGCCCUUGUGGAAAAAUACACCCGACACCUCCCGAGCCCCAUCCCCAACAAGCCCAACCCCGCUGACAAGGCCAAAGGCGAGCGCAUCCCGGGGCCUAUCGACGGACUUCACGCGAGCUGGGUUCCUCAGGUUAAUCUAGCCGAGCCUACAUUCGGGCUGACAGCUGAUAUAUACGACCGACUUGCACGGGAGGCAGACCGCGUAGUUCACAGCGCUUGGCCUGUCAACUUCAAUCUUUCAAUCGCCUCCUUCGAGACCUACCUCCGCGGAGUGUGCCACCUUGUCGACUUUGUUGUGCGUGCCCAUAAGAAUGUACCCAUUACCUUGAUCUACAGCGUAGGCACUAUGGACCACUGGCCCACGCCGAAUGAAGUCGUGCCGGAAUCGGCACUGGAAGACUGGUCUCUCGCUGGAACAGGUACGCUCGAUCCAAGCUCGCCAGCGGCAUGA